Telopea speciosissima is the source of this 2979-nucleotide messenger RNA. RefSeq names its product extra-large guanine nucleotide-binding protein 3-like. Lineage: Eukaryota; Viridiplantae; Streptophyta; Magnoliopsida; Proteales; Proteaceae. The transcript has 8 exons. The record is from RefSeq and is a predicted model, not a curated record. Gene Ontology annotation, biological process: adenylate cyclase-modulating G protein-coupled receptor signaling pathway. Gene Ontology annotation, cellular component: heterotrimeric G-protein complex. Bases 73 to 2691 code for a protein of 872 amino acids. Gene Ontology annotation, molecular function: G protein-coupled receptor binding; guanyl nucleotide binding; GTPase activity.
CAUGGAGGAUUGGACUAGAUGCAAACAAUCUUUUGAUUCGUGGAGAUUCAUCUUUGUUCAGAAACUUUAGUAAUGGCGAGUGGAACAGAGGAGGAGAAGAAAUGGGAGGAGGCGCUAUAUAAAAUGCUUCCUCCUAGUUCUUCCUUACCUGACGAAGAUCACGUUGACUACUCGAUCGCUUUUGAGUACCUAGGUCCUCCAGUCUCUUACGAUCUUCCCAAGGUCGAACCUCUCGGUGUUGAUUUGAUCUCGAUUCCAACUGCUUCUCUGGUUUCUGUUUCUGAUGCUUCUUCUUCUCCAAUCGCUAGGAUUGCUGUACCAGUUAUGCCUGUGGCUUCUAAGGUUCCUAAGUUUAGUAAAUUCGUUAAUGGAGGCCCAGGCGUAGGCUCUAACUCGAUAAUGCGAAUUGAAUCGAAGGGAGAGGAGACAGAAGAAACUGAUUGCGGAGAUGGAGGAGAUGAAGCUGCAGCGUUGUCAUCGGUUCGAGAUCCUAGCUCAGUCUCUUCUACUGCUUUCUGUGAUUCGCCGCAGAAGCCGAAGCGACCAGAGGUUGUGACUUUCCUUUCUGAAGAAGAGUGGAAUAAGGAUGAUGAGGAUGUGGAGUUGUCUUCUUCUAGGUCCCGCGUUACAGAUCAGGCGCAGUCAACAUCCCCUGUUUUGGUUCGGGAACGGGGGAAGGAAAGGAAGAAAGGAGUGUGUAGCAGAUGUGAGAAAGGGAAUUGGUUGAAGGAGAGGGAGGCUUGUUUGGUUUGUGAUGCCAGUUACUGUAGAAAUUGCGUGCUUGAGGCCAUGAGUUCCAUGCCUGAAGGUCGUAAGUGUGUGAGCUGCAUUGGGCAACCUAUAGAUGAGUCGAAGCGGUCGAGUUUGGGGAAGUGUUCGAGGAUAUUGAGCAGACUCUUUAGUCAUAUAGAGGUUAAGCAGAUUAUGAAAAUGGAGAAGGAAUGUUCGGCAAACCAGGUUCGACCGGAGCAAAUAAUUGUCAAUGGAAGGGAACUUGGGCGAGAAGAAUUGGCUGAGAUUUUGGGUUGUCCUAUCCCUCCCCUGAAGCUGAAACCAGGGAAAUACUGGUACGACAAGGACUCUGGGCUUUGGGGAAAGGAAGGAGAGAAGCCUGAUAGGAUCAUAAGUUCGAAACUGAACGUUGGUGGAAAGAUGCGCGAGAAUGCGAGUAAUGGGAACACACAAGUCUACAUCAAUGGCCGUGAAAUCACAAGGAUAGAGCUUAGGGUGCUUAAGUUGGCUAAGGUCCAGUGCCCUCGGGAUACUCAUUUUUGGGUGUAUGAUGAUGGAUCUUACGAGGAAGAAGGUCAGAAUAACAUAAAAGGAAACAUAUGGGGAAAGGCGUCGACUCGUUUCAUGUGUUCAUUAUUCUCAUUGCCUGUACCACCGUUAAACACUAAUGGGCCAAAAGAAGAUACGGAUACCUCUUCUAGUAGGGUGGUGCCUGAGUAUUUGGAGCAGGAAAGAGUCCAGAAACUUCUGUUGCUUGGAUUGGAAGGGUCUGGAACCAGCACUAUCUUCAAGCAGGCCAAGUUUUUAUAUGGAGACAAGUUUUCUGUAGAAGAACUGCAGGAUAUCAAGCUUAUGAUUCAAAUCAACAUGUAUAAAUAUUUAAGUAUACUACUUGAAGGCCGAAAGCAUUUUGAAGAGGAGGCUUUGAUAAAGAAAAGAGAUGCUGCCUCUGUUGCUGAAGAGUCCGGCUCAGGUGAAACUGGAACUGAUGAACAUAGGCAGUGCAUUUAUUCAAUCAACCAAAAAUUGAAGCAAUUUUCUGAUUGGGUUUUGGAAUUUAUGGCUAUGGAGAACUUGGAAGCUUCCUUUGCUGCUGCAACACGUAAAUAUGCUCCUGUUGUAGCUGAGGUUUGGAAGGAUCCUGCGAUUCAGGAGACAUACAAGAGAAGAGACGAAUUGCAUUUUCUUCCAGAUGUUGCCAAUUAUUUCUUAGAUCGGGCAAUUGAGAUAUCAAGUGACAAGUAUUUGCCUUCUGAAAAAGACAUUUUAUAUUCUGAAGGAGUGACCCAGAGUAAUGGCGUUGCCUUUUUUGAAUUCUCAUUGGAUGAUCAUAGUCCGAUGUCAGAGACUGACAAUGAAAACUCUGAUUACCCACUCCCACUGACCAAGUACCAAUUAAUUCAAGUAGACACAAAGGGACUCAAUGAUGGCGGCAAAUGGCUGGACAUGUUUGAAGAUGUUUGGGCUGUUAUAUUUUGUGUUGCUUUGAGUGACUAUGAUCAGGUGUGGGCCCAAGGAGUCGGUCCACUGCGCAACAAGAUGUUAGCGAGCCGAGAACUUUUUGAGAGUGCCCUAACACAACCAUGUUUCAGGGAUACUCCCUUCAUUCUCCUCCUUAAUAAAUAUGAUGCCUUCGAAGAGAAGAUCAGUCGGGUACCCUUAACGGUUUGUGACUGGUUUGGGGAUUUCAGCCCAUUAAAACGUUAUCACAACAACGAUUCAUUGGCAAACCAGGCUUAUUACUACGUUGCAAUGAAGUUUAAGGAACUCUAUGCCUCGUUCAGCAACCGGAAACUAUUUGUGUGGCAGACCAGGGCCCGUGAACAGAGCACUGUAGAUGAAGCAUUCAAGUACAUUAGGGAGGUUCUUAAGUGGGAGGAAGAGAAGGAUGAAAAUAUGUAUGGAAUUGACAUGGAUGAUUCAUUUUACCGCAGUGAUGAGCUCGUCACCAUUCAUUAGGCAGGAGUAAAAUUCUUUCACCAGUAGCGAGCCUCUUUAUUGUGCUUACUACUGUUUUUGAGAAAGAGAGAUUGAGUGAAAUUUUUUUUUUUAUUUGGAUAAUUUUCAUAGCCAUUCUAGGCUUUUCUGAAUGCAAAUGUAGGUAGGAAGCAGGAACCAUUUGCCUUUGAAGGCUGGGAGGCUGAUCAGGACAUGUCGAGUAGCUUUGAGGGCCAAGAGGUAUAGUUUUAAGUUCAUAGCGGAUGUUUGAUAGUCACUUACUCUGUAUAGUACUGUUGGUUCACAUUG